This is a messenger RNA of Formica exsecta, 976 nucleotides long. Its product is annotated as protein cramped-like. Gene Ontology annotation, biological process: pattern specification process. Bases 302 to 976 code for a protein of 224 amino acids. The record is from RefSeq and is a predicted model, not a curated record. Lineage: Eukaryota; Metazoa; Arthropoda; Insecta; Hymenoptera; Formicidae. Gene Ontology annotation, cellular component: nucleus. The transcript has 4 exons. Gene Ontology annotation, molecular function: chromatin binding.
UAAAAAAGAAAGAAAAAAAUUUUAAGAAAACAUAUGUGUGAUAUACCAUAUCCUAUCGAGAAUUAAAGUAUAUAAAGAAGAACCUUCACUUAUAAAUCAAGAAAGAGUGCUAUUAUAUAAAAUAUAAAAUAUUAAAACCAGACUGAUUAUCAUUUAUAUGUUAUUAUGUUCUUUUUCUUCUAAUAUUAAUUAUUAGUUGGAUUUGAAAUGCUACAUCCAAAAAAUCAAAUUUGAAUUUGAAUAUGUUACUAACAUAAGAAUGUCCUUUUUGUAAAUUGUAAUAAAAAAAAUAUUGCUUAAAAUGGAAGAGUCUACAAAAUCUGAGGAUACUGAAUUUGGUAAUGCGAUUCCUGUGUGUCCUCAAGUAAAUCAAACUUAUUCAGAUACAAAAUUCUUGGUAGAUAAUAAAAAUACACAGAUUCGCAUUGUCCGAGGUAAUAAAAAGCUCAAAAUCGAUAAUAGUGAUACUAACAAUAUUGAGAAAAAGGAUGUAAAAGAUGAGGAAGCAACAGAGGCUAAAGUAAGAUCCCUUAAACGUUCAUGCGAAUUGUGGUCUAUGGAGGAUAAAAACACUUUUUUUAAAGCGCUCAAUGAAUAUGGUAAAGACUUUGAUGCUCUACAAAGCUACUUUUUAAAUCAAGGCAAAAAGCGUGGCCUCUCAGACACCAUGAUAAAGAAUAAAGAGCAGAUUCGACAUUUCUAUUACAGAACAUGGCUAAAAAUAUCAAAGCAUCUUAAAUUCUCAGAAGAUGUUAAGAAAACUUCCCAAGAAUUAUAUGGAUUGAUAAAUUAUGGCGAAUUGAGAAGAAAAUUACCUCGUAUUCAUGAGAAGAUUCAUUUAAGACUAAAUGAAUUGAUAUAUUGGGGAUCCACUCAAGUCAGACUAAGAGGAAAAACUAUGAGAAUUAAAACACCUAUAUGCAGAGCACUUAGAAAAUUAAACCAGUUAGAAGUUUUUCCUCUUAGUCUGACUUGA